AUGAGUGAUGGAGGAGACAAGACUUGUCCUCUCUGUGCUGAGGAGAUGGAUUUGACUGAUCAGCAGUUGAAGCCUUGCAAGUGCGGCUAUGAGAUUUGUGUGUGGUGUUGGCAUCACAUAAUGGAUAUGGCUGAGAAGGAUGAGACUCAAGGGCUUUGUCCCGCAUGUCGCACUCCUUAUAACAAGGAAAAGAUUGUUGGGACAGCUGCAAAAUGUGAAAAGCUGGUUACAGAGUUGAAUGUGGAAAAAAAGCUUAAGUCACAGAGGGGAAAGGGAAAAACUUUGGAAGGAAGGAAGCAACUUGAAAGUGUGCGAGUCAUCCAGCGGAAUCUCGUCUAUAUUGUAGGCUUGCCUUUGAAUUAUGCAGACGAGGAUAUUCUACUGCGCAAAGAUUACUUCAGUCAGUAUGGAAAGGUGCUGAAGGUGUCAAUAUCUAGAACAGCAACUGGUGCUAUACAACAGUUUGCAAAUAAUACAUGCAGUGUAUAUAUAACAUAUUCAAAGGAGGAGGAGGCAGUUCGGUGUAUUCAGUCAGUACAUGGAUUUGUUUUGGACGGGAAAUCUUUGAGGGCAUGCUUUGGGACGACAAAAUACUGUCAUGCAUGGCUGAGAAACGUGCUUUGCAACAAUAAAGACUGUUUAUACUUGCACGAGAUUGGCUCACAAGAGGAUAGUUUUACGAAGGAUGAAAUAAUUUCAGCUUACACAAGAGUUCAGCAAAUAAAUGGGUCGUCAAAUAGUACUCAACAGUUUGCAGGGAGUGUGUUACCUCCGCCAGGAGAUGAAUACUGUUAUAAUAGCUCUACUUCUGGGAAGCCUAUAACUAAAGCUGCUACAAAUACAAAUAAUGAAGCAAGCAGUCCUAGUGUUUCUCCGCCGAAGAGUAGCUCAGGAAGAUCUGCUGCUCUUCCAGCUGGGGCAUCAUGGGGCACUCGUCCAUACUCCAAUGUGCCACCUAAUCAGAAACCUGAUAUUUCUAAUGGUCCAGUGACAAUUUCUAAGAAAACUUCAAGCACGAAUCAAGUUUCUUCAUUGCAGACUGAUACUGGAAAGAAGAAGAUCCAAAAUCAAGGGAACAUCAUAUCUCUAAAUAAAACGAAGGAAACUUCUAUUUUGAAAGAAAAAGAAUCGAAUGAGGAUUGCCGAAUACCUAUUUUCGAUGGUCUGGUGGCAUCUGUAAAUCUUGUAAAUUUGUCCUCAAGUAGACUGCCAAGCAGCCCACCAAAAGCCAACCCGACACCAGAUUCUUCUCGUAUAGUUGACUCUUCUGUAUCGUCAACUGGGCCUAUGCCAGAUGAUAAGUCCAUUGAUAACACAGAUAGAAACUCUGAAAGUGUAUGCUGUAGUAUUUUAUCAAUGAGCAUUCAUGAAAAUCAACAGGUCCAGAAUGGCUUUGUUGAGCACAAUAGUGAACCACUGAUUCGUCAAACAUCUGCAAAAGCUGCAAAUACCAUCAAUGAUAGAUGCGGUUCAAACAUUCAGUCUGGUUCUGGACUUGGAAUGCAGAGUAAAGUAGCACAAGUAGACUGGCAUGAAAGGGAGGAUGAUGUGUUAUGUUUUGAUAACCAAAGGAUUAAUGAUCCUGAGGUUUCUACUGUUGGAGUGCAAGAGUUUCCUGAUGUAUUAAAUUUAUCAAAGCAUUCUAAUACUCAUUCUCAUGGAUUUAAUAAUGAUGGCUGGACAGUUCCUAUUGGUUUAGACAGGCAGGUUGUAGAUGGGAAUUCAGUGGUUCCGACUCUUAAUUUCCCUAUUGCGCACUCUAAAAAUUUACUGAACAGAUCUGAGGGUAAUGAUGCUGGGAAUUUCAAUUUGUUUCCACGUACGGAGAGGCCUCUGCUUGGGAGAUAUGAAGGUGAAGCAUCUAGUUCUGGUGUUGAUAUGGCAGAAAGCAGCAUAAUAUCAAAUAUUUUAUCAAUGGAUUUUGACCCGUGGAGUGAGUCCUUAAAUUCACCUCAAAACCUUGUCAAGUUGUUGGGUGAAACUCAUAAGCAAGAAGGGUCAUUUGGAGUAUCUGGUCCUUGGAAAAUUCAUAAUAGCAAUCAAUCAAGGUUUUCAUUUGCUAGAGAAGGGGAAACCACGAACCAUGUCUCAGGUUCUGGACAAUCUGUUGAUUACUUUGAACAAUCAUUUAAGCAGCGCCCGUUUGGCCAUGAUAUAUGCAGUGGCAACAGCCCGAACCUGGAGAGGUCCGUAACUCGCAAUGGUUUACCUGUUUUUGGUGGUGAAGGACUAGAUAAUAUUGCUAGCAGUAAUUCUCAUAUUUCUUCUAACAAGCUCGCCGAUUCAAGAUCUCAUGUAUCUGCCCCUCCAAGAUUUUCAGUUCCUAGUCGAGCGGCACCACCUCCAGGCUUUGCAUCUCAUGGAAGGACAGAACCAAUUUUUGAACCACUUUCUGGAAGUCAUAUGCAUAACGCUUCUUCAGCUUUACUAAGAAACCAGUAUCAGGCACCCCGAGAUAGUAAUGCUUUUAGCAAUGGUGAUAUAGAGUUCAUGGAUCCUGCAAUUUUGGCUGUUGGCAAAGGUACACUUCCAGGUGGCAUCAACAACCUUGGCGUGGACGUGAGGUCUAAUUUUCCUCCACAACUGAAUAUGUAUGAAGAGUCAAGAUUCCAGUCUGUUUUACAAAGAUCUCUCCUCUCACAUCAGAACCAAAGAUUUAAUAAUGAUUUGGGGGACAAGUUUUCUACCCUUGGGGAUGCUUAUGGACUUCACUCUAGGUUAACGGAUCAAACUCUAUCAAAUAAUCUUCCCCCAUUUUCUCAGUUUAACCUGUCUCAUUCAAGGAAUGGGACAAGUCAUAAUGGACAAUGGCAUGGGUGGAGUGAGGUCAACAGUGUGAAUAAUUCCGGUAUGGCCGAACUGCUCAGAACCGAGCAGGUCGGUUUGAAUAAGUUCUAUGGUGGUUUUGAAGAUGCCAAGCUCCACAACCCCAGUUCAGGCAAUCUGUACAACAGGACAUAUGGGAUUUAA
This is a messenger RNA of Striga hermonthica, 2970 nucleotides long. The record is from the annotation of a GenBank genome assembly. NCBI's taxonomy places the organism in Eukaryota, Viridiplantae, Streptophyta, Magnoliopsida, Lamiales, Orobanchaceae.